GUGAAAACUGUUUAGGCUUCUAUCCCAAAUCGCUCCCUGUUAGAUAUCUAGUGUUGUACAGAGCGCGUUUAAACCACUGUGUCAUAGCCUAUGAAGUGCACUUAUCCAGGGCACAGGGAGCAGAUUUGGGACUAAUCCAGCAGCCCAGUCAAGUGCAGCUUGACUCCGUAGUGUCAAAGUCACAGAGCGCGAUUAUGGGGCCGUUUAGAAAAUGGAGAUAAUUUUUAGUGUUGUAAAUAAGGUUUUUCAGCUCUCCAGACUUUCUAGCGAAAAUAAUGUACGGAGGUCCAAAAAAAUGGAGGAGAAAGCUCUAGAAGUGUAUGAUGUUAUUCGCACCAUUCGGGAUCCAGAGAAGCCCAAUACUCUGGAAGAGCUGGACGUGGUGACUGAAAAAUGUGUGGAAGUUCAAGACCUAGGGGACGAUGAGUACCUCAUUAUUAUCAGGUUCUCCCCUACAGUGCCACACUGUUCUCUGGCCACACUGAUAGGUCUCUGCUUACAAGUGAAACUACAGCGAUGCCUUCCAUUUAAGCACAAGCUCGAAAUUUACCUUACUGAGGGAACACAUUCAACCGAAGAAGACAUUAACAAGCAGAUCAACGAUAAGGAGCGGGUAGCUGCAGCGAUGGAGAACCCUAACCUGCGGGAAAUAGUGGAGCAGUGUGUUAUUGAGUCUGAUGACUAAAGCUUCAUCUCACACAAUGUCCCAUACACAAUUUUGUUUAAAAAUUAUACUCACAAUACUUCUCUGUAUUUUUAGAAAUGUGCAGAAUAAUAAGUGAUGUGCUGAUUGGUAGUGAUCUGCUCUGUUGACUUUCUGUUCUCUGCAAGCAGCAGACAAGGCAACACUGAGAUCAAUAACAGAGCAAUAGCUCUGUGCUGUAGUGAUGGCUGCCCUUUAGAGAGUUCUUUAGGGAGUUAAGCCAGGCAGAAAAUAACUGAGAGAUUUUACGGCAGACUGAACUGUGGCUUGUCUAAUGUCCCAGGAGUGUUAAGACUCCAAUCAGGGUUGAGGAUAAAUCUGUACUUCUUGAAUUCCAAUUCAUUUACUUGUCUGUUUUUUUUUUAAAUAUAUAUUUUGUUAAGUAUAGUGGAAAACUACUAAAUUCCAGUCUGAGGAUGUCUCAGCAACAAUAAAAAAAAUAUGGAUGAGAAUUUGAGGUUUUUUUUUUAAUACAUUCUGUCCUAUUAUCAGUCGGCUAUCAAAGUAAACAUCCCAACCAGUCAGUUAUCAUCCUUAACCAUCAUCAGCCUUUAUUGUAUGAUGAGUAUUGAAAUUUCCCAGCCAUAAUUUUAUAUAGCUUGCUGUUACUGUCUGUGUACAUCCCAGCCAGAAAUUUCCUGUUAUUCAUGUCUUGGAUCAGCUCUCAUCUUUGAUUAUGUCUUCCUCUAGUUCUGAUUUUAUUAUCAAAUCAACUUCCUUAUUGAAGUCUGUUCAGCCUGUUUUAUAUAAUGUGUAAAUAUGUUUGUUACAGUAAAAAGUUUAACGGGUUUAAAGAAUAAAAGCAUAUUACAGCUUUUACAAA
Pangasianodon hypophthalmus (striped catfish) is the source of this 1526-nucleotide messenger RNA. It is a transcript of the gene ciao2a, whose product is annotated as cytosolic iron-sulfur assembly component 2A. The record is from RefSeq and is a predicted model, not a curated record. Bases 212 to 685 code for a protein of 157 amino acids. Lineage: Eukaryota; Metazoa; Chordata; Actinopteri; Siluriformes; Pangasiidae. The transcript is spliced from 5 exons.